Molecule: messenger RNA, 2409 nt
Organism: Drosophila arizonae
Lineage: Eukaryota; Metazoa; Arthropoda; Insecta; Diptera; Drosophilidae
Gene: svp
Product: COUP transcription factor 2
Biological process (GO): regulation of DNA-templated transcription
Molecular function (GO): DNA-binding transcription factor activity; zinc ion binding; sequence-specific DNA binding
Source: RefSeq, a predicted model, not a curated record
UAUGCCCAGAAAAUACUCUGCCCAAAAAGUGUGAAACAAAAAUAUUUAGGAAAAAUAUUGAAAGCAAUUUUUGGAAAGAAGUUGUUUUGGUGACUUUACUGCGUUUUGGGCGUGGAAAGUCCGUGCAAAGUGUAUUCCAGCGGUUAUUCCACGUGUUCCGAUCCGGCCGCCAAAAUUAUUACGCACAAUUCCCUGAGCGUGUACGGUGGCGGCGUCAUGUGCGCCUCCCCGUCCACGGCUCCCGGCUUCUUCAACCCGCGGCCGCAGUCCGGCGCCGAGCUGUCGGCCUUCGAUCUGGGCCUGUCGCGCUCCAUGACGCUGGGCGUGCCGCCGCACAGUGCCUGGCAUGAUCCCAAUUUGGGUGGCCAUCUGCACGCCUCGGCCGGACCCGGCUCGCUGGCGGGCACCAACACAAGUGGGGGCGGCAACGGUGGUGGCACCACGCCCAGCAGCGUGGCCAGCCAACAGUCGUCGGGCAUCAAGCAGGAUCUGUCCGGCUUGACCGCCUCCACGGCGAACAUCAACCAAAGCACGCAUCACGUCAUCAAGGAGGAUCUCUCCAGCUUGCCCAGCGCCAAUGGCAGCGGCUCCACGUCCGGCCAUCACACAAGCGGCGGCCAGUCCGGCCACGGCUCGGUGGAUCUGGUGCCCAUCAUCAAGGGCUCACAGUCGGCCAGCUGCCUGGGCGGCUCGGCGGGCGGCAACAACGGCGGCAGCACCACGCCCAGCUCCCAGGCCAACAGCUCCCACUCCCAGAGCAGCAACAGCGGCUCCCAGAUCGACUCCAAACAGAACAUCGAGUGCGUCGUCUGCGGCGACAAGAGCUCCGGCAAGCACUACGGACAAUUUACCUGUGAAGGCUGCAAAUCGUUCUUCAAGCGCUCCGUGCGACGCAAUCUCACAUAUUCGUGUCGGGGCAGCAGAAACUGUCCCAUAGAUCAGCAUCAUCGCAAUCAAUGCCAAUAUUGCCGCUUGAAAAAGUGCCUCAAAAUGGGCAUGCGACGCGAAGCUGUUCAGCGUGGCCGCGUGCCGCCCACACAGCCCGGCCUAGCUGGCAUGCACGGCCAGUAUCAAUUGGCCAACGGCGAUCCAAUGGGCGUGGCYGGUUUCAAUGGGCACUCGUACCUCAGUUCCUACAUCUCGCUGCUGCUGCGCGCCGAGCCGUACCCCACAUCCCGCUACGGCCAGUGCCUGCAGCCCAACAAUAUCAUGGGCAUUGACAACAUCUGCGAGCUGGCCGCACGGCUGCUCUUCUCCGCCGUCGAGUGGGCCAAGAACAUACCCUUCUUUCCGGAGCUGCAGGUUACCGAUCAGGUGGCACUGCUGCGCCUUGUCUGGUCGGAGCUGUUCGUCCUGAAUGCCAGCCAAUGCUCGAUGCCACUGCAUGUGGCGCCGCUGCUGGCUGCCGCCGGCCUGCACGCCUCGCCGAUGGCGGCGGAUCGCGUGGUUGCAUUCAUGGAUCACAUACGCAUCUUCCAGGAGCAGGUGGAGAAGCUGAAGGCGCUGCAUGUCGACUCGGCCGAAUACUCCUGCCUCAAGGCCAUUGUGCUCUUCACCACCGGUAAGUUGCUGGACAUCCUGUACAAGGAUGUGCCCGCACUGCUAACCAAAGUUUCAGCACUGCUCGGCAGGCGUGUGGAUGCUGGCAGCUCCGCUGAGUGCAGCCACGAUGACGUCAUUGCUGUGGUGCGCGAACAUCUCGAUGAGCUGAAUCGCUCAGAGUUUGAGACGCACCUGCAGCAGGCGCCCAUCCACCUGGCGACCUUCAUGAAGAGCGUGGCUGGCGUUGAGGCCGCAGUGCAGCAGGCAGAGCAGCUCCAAGCUAAGAGCGAUCCAGGUGCUGCUGCUCCUGCUGUGCCCGUUGUGCCCUCUGCCGGCAGCGCUUUCAGCAGCUGCGCCAAGUCCAGUGCCAAUGCCAAUGCCAAUGCCAAUGCCCAUGCUGAAGUCGAUCUGCUUACCGCGCUGUAUGCCAGCUCCAACGGCAACGCCGGCGGUGGCAGCGGCGGCAGCAGUGGCGAUUCGAGCGGCAACAGCAGUGGCCUGGGCGCCUCGCUGCCCACCCAGCCCUCCCACCACAGCGCCUCAUCCACACACAAUGCCAGUGCCAAUGCCUCACCCACUGCUUCCGCAUCCGCAUCCGCUGUUGCCCCCGCCACGAGCAGCUCGCUGGCUGGAGCAUAUCAGACGCCGGCGGGCAUGUUCUAUCAGACGCCGCCGCGCAGCGCCUUCGGCUCGGCCUUUGAUAUGUUCCAUCACAGCACGCCGUUCGGCGUUAGUCAUGCGGCGGCGGCAGCGGCUGCAGCGGCUGCUCACAGCGGCAGCGGCGCCAGCUUCGGCAGUCCCAGCUAUAGAUAUUCGCCAUACAGCCUAGCGGGCAGUAGAUGGCAGCUGUAGAUCCCGCCUCCCUAG